This is a messenger RNA of Sycon ciliatum, 2149 nucleotides long. Its product is annotated as progestin and adipoQ receptor family member 4-like. Lineage: Eukaryota; Metazoa; Porifera; Calcarea; Leucosolenida; Sycettidae. The transcript is spliced from 4 exons. Bases 237 to 1064 code for a protein of 275 amino acids. Gene Ontology annotation, cellular component: membrane. The record is from RefSeq and is a predicted model, not a curated record. Gene Ontology annotation, molecular function: signaling receptor activity.
AUCGUGCGUGUGCGAUUGUGCAGAGGCAGGGUGGGUGGCCGUGAUCAAGGUCAUCUUCUCCCUUUGGAUCCAAUUGCAUUUUCUGGUCUGCUUGGUUUGACUUUAUCUUAUGUCAGUAGUUUAGAACCAACCCCAGCGACUGCGUGGUUGAAAGCUAGGAUCGAAGAGCUAGCUGCUGCCUUUGGAGAGAUUUCAAUCCAGGAUUUUUGAAGGACUGUUCACGUUCAAUACGAAAAAUGCUGCUUUGCUCAUCUUGCUGCGAGCCUCUGGAGAAGGUUGAAUCUCACCGUGCAUUCAAUCGGCAUAUUCUGGCUGGGUAUCGUCCUGCUACUGGCGUCUUGGGUUGCCUGAAAAGCUUGCUCUAUUUUCACAACGAGACCAUCAAUGUAUACACUCAUGGACUCUACAUGCUAUUCUUGCUGGUAGCCUUACCCCAUAUCAUCACAUGGCCUUCAGACCCGUCCCUAUGGUGGUUAGUCUUCUUGAGCCUGGCUGGCCAUGUCAGUUGUAUGUUUGGCAGCGUAGUCUAUCAUCUCUUUAACAGCCUACUGCAGUCUGCGUCUGACUACUGGACACUUCUGCAGUUUGACGUCGCCGGUAUCUGGCUUGCCAACUCCAUGAAUACAUGCAUCUACGUGUAUCUGUCGUUCUACUGCGAUGACACGCUGCGUCGCGUCGGUAGCUCGCUGCUCCUCUUCAUCUCUCUCAUCACGUUCUUGCCGACGAUGCGUGCACGCACUCCUGCCAAGCGUGCGGUGGUGUUUGCGCUCUUCUUGCUGGUACGUAUCUUCACCACCACGUCUCGGCAGCUGUUCUCGACGGCCAUUGGCAGCACGAACAACGCCUGGUUUCAUUACACAAUGACGGACGUGUUUCUUUUCAUUGGCGCUGUGAUCAACGCUGCACGCUAUCCGGAGAAGAAGUGGCCUGGUUGCUUCGACUUGGUUUGCUCCAGCCAUCAGCUGUUUCAUGUCAUCGUCAUCAUUGCCCUGAUUCACAACAUGACCGCCACUAGCUUGGACGUGCGGAGUGCCAGUGAGGCGGUGUGCCUGGUGCAGAUGUGAACGUAAUCAUCACAGAAUACACAUCGUCAUCGUCAACGACAGCUCUAGUCCACGGGUACAGCUGUCACCAUCAUCACCUGGCGUUCGACGGCAUCAGCAUGACUUAAACGGUAACUGUCUCUAGCCUUUGCAGGACAUGGUCCGGAUCCAUCUCCAGCUGUUCCUACUAUUCUUGUGGCAAUGGCGUGUGUGCACGGUGUCCAACAGCACUUUGCUAAGUACUUGAAUAUGUCCUAUUAUUUCAAUUUGCCUCUGUCCUGGAAAGGAAGGCAGGCCUGGCUGGAUAGUCCUCCGGACCAUUUCUUUCCCAAUGCUGUUUUCUUUCAUUGUGCCAGGACUGACACUGUGUCAGCCGGCGAAACGCAAGUGCACUUGCUUACUGGUACGCGGUGCCAGCGCAUAACAACAACAGCCAUGUCACAACACCAGUCUCUAUACGAAUUGUGCACGAAUGGCACAUGCUUCGUCGAUGUUAGUCACUCAGCCCGAUACUCUCUUCAAAAUGUGUCGACACUUGAGCCACGUCUUCUAUUUAUUUAUUUAUUUAUUAAAUCCAACUGUCGUCGUGGACUUCUUGUCGUAUUUUGAUGUUGAUAUUUGUAUUUAUUUCUCCAUGUCUUCACUGGAUUGGAGUAGCACCAUCCCCACUCCAGUACCAAAUUAGUAUUUAUCGUGAUCUCUUAGAAGUAGUUUUCCUGGCGAUAGUUUUGUUUUGCGAAAUUGCAGACUAAUUGAGAUAGCACUUGCCCCACAUGAUGUGAGCUAGUGCUGAGACUGGUUACUAUUAGUACUCACAACACGGCGUUGAAUUAUCUGCGUCACUUGAAUUUGCUUUCUUCUUUGUCAGCUCUCGUCUUAGGCUACUCCAAGCAACCCAUUUUUUUAUUUAUCAGUUUUUAAUAUCGAACGGCAUGACGUGUCGUAAUGUGCUGAGCACAUCGUUGAUAAAAUUAUUAUGUAAAUUAUAUAUCCCAGCUUCCACAGUCCUACCACUUGACCCACCACCCUUAUCUUAAUUUGAAGUUAUUUGUGCCAUUCUGCUUGUGAAGAUGUAGGAACGGAAGCCGUGCGCGGCAACAAAACUA